GAGAGCCGCGGGGCUGAGCGCGCCCCGGGUGAAACUGAAGAGGUUACUUUGUACCACAAGUACCUGAAGUUUGAGUGCCCUGCAGCCUCCUGUAGAAUUAAGCUGCUCUCCUUUGGCUCCAGCAUAGAUCUAGACAGAGUGCAAACUAUAAUGGAAUCUAUGGGAUCCAAGUUGUCUCCAGGUGCUCAGCAGCUCAUGGACAUGGUCCGGUGUCAGCAGAAGAACAAUUUACCUCUUGGAGACAAACUUAGCUGGAUCUUUGGGAAAAGCUGUGAGCUUGGAGGUGAGCAGGGAAUAGAUGGAUUGCGCAGUGCAGCUCUUCAGCCAUCACCCAGUCAAUCAGCCAGUGAACCUUUGCCUGUUCAAAAUCAUUUAGCAAGUGAAACAGGAUGUAAAGACUUGAAAGCAAAUCAUGACCUGAACACAGAGGCCCCUGGAGGAGGGAAUACUUCUGAUUCUGAAGGACUCACUACCCAGCAAAAUGCAGCUGGCCUCAGAAAUUAUUUGAAAGCCAUGGGAUCUCUGCAUGUGCAGGAACAAGCCAGUGAAACCCCAAAUGUAGCCAAUCCACAGGUGCUGCUUCCUUUUCUCCAAAACCUGUGCACUCAGGUGAAUCACCUCCGGCUGAAGGAUGGAGAGAGGCAUUUUGGGAAGAAUGCAGUGGCUAAGGAGGAAGGCAUUCAGUCUGUUGGGGUAGAACAGCAGCCUAUUUGCUCCUAUUUGGAAAAGAUCAUCUCAAAAAAUAUGGAGCUGAUGGAGAAAAAGCUAAUGGACUAUAUUGAUCACCAAAUCCAGGCUCUUCAGGCACACCUAGACAAUAAAAUGGUUCUCUUGAUGGACUUGGUUCAGAACUCAAAGCCAAACAAAAUUUCCCAAGCUCACUAUGAUUCUAACGAGGGGUUUUCUAAUGGAGAGAGAUAG
Acanthisitta chloris (rifleman) is the source of this 921-nucleotide messenger RNA. RefSeq names its product chromosome unknown open reading frame, human C10orf88. The record is from RefSeq and is a predicted model, not a curated record. The transcript is spliced from 6 exons. The annotation marks the transcript as partial. Lineage: Eukaryota; Metazoa; Chordata; Aves; Passeriformes; Acanthisittidae.